AUGGCUCCAGGUCCCUCCUUCUCGACCUUCUUGACACACUUUUUUCCGCCCAAGCCCGAAUUCACCGACAAGGAGGUCCCAGACCUGACCGGCAAGGUCUGCGUGGUGACGGGGUCCAACACGGGCAUUGGCAAGCAUGUUGCUCGAUUCUUGUACAUCAAGAAUGCCAACGUCUAUAUGGCAUGUCGUUCAGAGGAAAAGGCCCUCAAAGUUAUCGAGUCCAUCAGGACAGACCAGGCCUGCGUCAGGUCUAGCGGAGAGCUGGUCUUCCUGCCGCUUGACUUGAGCGAUCUACCAAACACGAAGACCGCGGCCCAAACCCUCAUUGAAAAGGGGCAAAAGAUCCAUCUCUUGUUCAACAACGCAGGAGCCAUGGUCGGCCCCGGUGAGCCAAUUCCAAGAACCAACCAGGGGUACGAACUCGGACUGGGCGUCAACUGCCUCGCCACCUUGCUCCUCACGCAGCUGCUCACGCCCACGCUGGCGGCCACCGCCAAGGCCGAGCCGCAGCCCAACACGGGCGUGGGCGUCCCCCUGGACAACCUCGACUUCCACGAGCCAAUGGGCCACACCGAGCGGUACGGGCUCAGCAAGACCGGCGUGCCCAUCGAUCCUGGCAACCUCCGGUCGGAGCUGCCCCGAGACCAGGGCAUCGUGAUCAAGAUUGCUGCCACGUUGCUUGGGUAUCCCGUCGUCAAUGGCGCUUACACCGAGCUGUAUGCUGCCUUCUCGCCGGAUGUGACAGUCGACUCCGACUGGUCUCAGGAUGCUCUCAACCCAACGGACCACAAGUUUGUCACGCAUUUCACCCAGCCGGGCGCCCUAGUCGGCUGUGACUACUGUGGCAUCGUUGUCGACGUCGGCACUGCAGUGGCAGCCGCUGGCCGCGUUUCACCGGGCGACCGCGUCUGUGGAGCCGUCUUUCCUUAUGACAAUGGAAAUGAUGCCGAGGGCGAGGUGAGGAGCGGGUCCUUUGCCCAGUGGCUCGUGGCUGAUGCCCGCGUGCUCCUGCGUGUGCCAGAGUCGUGGGGCGAUCUCGAAGGUGCAGUAUUGGGUGGUGUAGGCUGGGGCACCGUCGGUCUUGCAUUGUCUGGGCCGGACGCUCUAGGUCUUCCAGGUCUUCCGUCGCAGCCGGCCGAUGUUGAUGAGAAGGUUGGCGACAGAGAGCCGGUGUUGGUCUAUGGUGGCGCGACGGCAACUGGUACCAUGGGGUGUCAGCUCCUGAAACUGUAA
Diaporthe citri is the source of this 1233-nucleotide messenger RNA. RefSeq lists its product as uncharacterized. The transcript has 4 exons. Lineage: Eukaryota; Fungi; Ascomycota; Sordariomycetes; Diaporthales; Diaporthaceae. The coding region runs from base 1 to 1233 and encodes 410 amino acids. The record is from RefSeq and is a predicted model, not a curated record.